AUGCAAGAAGUCUUUGUCUCCGGUGCUAGUGGGUAUAUUGCACAAAAUAUUGUGAAACUUUUAAUCUCUAAAGGUUACAAGGUAAUCGGAUCUGUCAGAAGUGCCGCUAAAGGGGAUCAAUUAAAGAAAGAUGCUGGAGAAAAUUUUGACUAUGAAAUAGUGGAAAAUAUUGGUGCUCCAAAUGCUUUCGAUGAAGCCUUGAAGAAACAUCCAAAUGUUUAUGCAUUCUUACAUACUGCUUCUCCAGUCGCUUUUGCCACAGAGGAUAUUGCCAAUGACAUCAUCAAGCCUGCCGUCGAAGGUACUUUGAAUGCCUUGAAAUCUGUUCAAAAGUAUGGUACCAAUGUCAAAAAAGUCGUUAUUACUUCUUCAGCUGCUGCUAAACUUGAUUAUCAAAAUAUUUAUAAUCCCGAUGCUGCAGUCGUCACUGAAGAAUCAUGGAAUCCAAUCACUGAUGAAGAAGGUUUACUCAAUUCUAUGUUUGGUUAUUUCGUAUCUAAGAGAAACGCUGAAAAAGCUGCUUGGGAAUUUGUAAAAACUGAAGAUGUUAAAUUUACUUUGAAUACCAUCGCGCCAACUUUGGUGAUUGGUCCUCAAGCUUACGCCAGUGGUGUCAAAGAAACUGCCAAUUUCUCGGUUGAAUUAUUGAAUGGUCUUUUGAAGUCAAAACCUGAUUCUGAAAUGCCUGUUUUUGAUGGUAACUUUGUUGAUGUAAGAGAUGUUGCUAAAUUACACUUACAUGCCUUCGAAAGUGAUGUUAAAGAUUUCAAAUAUUUGCCAAUCACUGAUUAUUUCUCCAUCCAAACUUGUGCAGACAUCAUUAGAGAAAAAUUUCCUUCUUUGAGAGAUACAGUUCCUAUUGGAACCCCCGGUGCUGGUAAGGAUGUUCACACUAGAUACUCCCCAUGGGAUAAUAAAAAAACCAUGGCAUACUUGGAAGAUCCAAUUUCAUUGGAACAAUCUGUAGUUGAUACCAUAGAUCAAAUUGUUAAUAAAUAG
Messenger RNA from Yamadazyma jaroonii, 999 nucleotides. NCBI's taxonomy places the organism in Eukaryota, Fungi, Ascomycota, Pichiomycetes, Serinales, Debaryomycetaceae. The record is from the annotation of a GenBank genome assembly.